AUUAUGUGUCGUGGUAUCGUUAUAUCAUUUGCUUUUAUAAAUCGAAAAGUGGCUGGUCAUUAUUUCUUCUUAUAGAUUGUUAUCGCCAAUCCAGAAAAAUAUGAUCAGCAAAGCAUUUCUCCUUCUAAGUAUUUCAUUCAAAAUUGUGAAUUCAGACAUAUCAUGUUCAACAGAGCCAAAAUGUAAUUGUAUCAUUCUUGAAGAUGGGAUAUAUGCAGACUGUAUGGACAAACAGUUAAACUCAUCACCUACGUUCAACGAAAACGUCACAUCAAUCAAUCUUAGUUUCAAUUAUUUAACUUAUCCUCCCUCAAACGAGAAUUUACCAGAAUGUUUACAAAAGUUGAAUGUUUCUAACAAUUUUAUCGAUACCUUAUCGUUUGAUUUAGAAAGAAUGUUAUUUUGGAAAAUAACCGGACUUCAAUUUUUAGAUUUAUCAUCAAAUAAACUUUUAAUAGAUGGAACUUUCUUUUUUCCAAAUAUUUUUUCAAAUUUCUCGCUCUUAGAAUUGCUUGAUAUAUCUGGAAAUGUUAUUCCCGAAAAUGGAUUUCCAGAAUUCGAUACAGUGAUGGCUCCAUUGAUUUCUCUGCGAUUUCUGUCGGUCGAUAUUUUUGAUAAUAUAACGUUCGGUAAAAGCUUUGAGAAAAUAUUGAAUCUAAAGUCACUUAAACUCGCUGGUGUUUGCAACACUUCACGGACUUUUAUUAUUACGGAAGAUUUUUUCUUUUAUCUUCCUUUUCUUGAAUAUCUUGAUGUUUCCACUCUAGAAGUGUGGACAAAUUUUUACGAUAGUUACAAUAGCCUUUGUUAUUGUUCCUUGACAAGUAUUCACAGAGGAGCUAUAGGAAAACUGGCUCAUUUGAAAUAUCUUGACAUAUCUAAUAACCGAUAUCUUGGACUCUGUGGAUUACGUAAUAUAACUAAUGACCUAGAUCUAACAAGCAUAGAAAUAUUUAGAGCUAAUAAAUUGUAUUGUCAGGACAGCAGAUCAGUCACAUUGUAUUGCGAUGAUAUAUUAAAUUUGCGAAAUACCUCCCUCCAAGAACUUUAUAUUGAUGGAAAUAAUAUCGCAAUUGGACAGCCAGGAAUACUUACUUACUUGCCAUCGUCUCUGUUAGUCCUUAGUAUUAGGGAAAACCGUUGGGUUGCUGGAUUAUACACCUGGUCGCCAUAUGAUAAUUUGAUUAACUUAGUUCGCAUUGAUAUAAGUAAUAUAAAUAAUCAUGAAAUGUCCCAAUCCGAUUCAGCACAUUAUCCUUGUUGUUUACAUUUUCUAGAAGAUGUCUCAUGCGAGAAAUCGAGGAUCAAGAACGUGAAAGGCGAUAAUACUAGUGGUUCAUGUUCUUACACCCCACAACACUACAACGAUGAUAUUCAAAGUAGAAAGUCAAUUGACAUUUUCAAAAAUCCAGAUCCUUGGAGGUGUUUUUAUCCGCUUGGAGAUGCUGACGUCCACUAUAUAAUGGUUCCUGAAAAUGUAAAGUCAAUUAUAAUGAAUAAUUCAAGAUUGGGGUAUGCAAUUCGUUGGACAAUAUUCAAUACCCUGUCCAUCAUUAAUCUUACCCUAAGCAAUAAUCAAUUCUAUAGUUUUAUUGGUCCUAUAUGUAACGCGACAAAUCUCAAGUUUCUUGAUCUUUCAGGUAACAAAUGCUCUAGCCUUACUCCAUAUUUCCUUAAUUCAUUACCGUCACUAGAAACUCUUUUACUGAAUGAUAAUCUGUUAGGUCUAGCUGGAACACUUCAAAACCAAAAAGCUUUCUUUGUUUUUGGGUCUCUGACUAAUCUUCUAUAUUUAGAUUUAUCCUCAAACAAACUCUCGUUACUUUCAAAAAAUAUUUUUUGGAAUUUGCAGAAAAUAAAACUAAUAAGUUUAAAAGACAAUUUGCUAACGGAUUUUGAUAUAAACAUAAAGCAUAUGCCAGAUCUGACAUUCUUAGAUUUAUCUGAAAACCAAAUUAUUUACUUAUCAAAUGACGCAAUAGAUGGCAUUAGUCAACGUACGAGCAGGAAUUUGAAAAUUGACCUUUCCAAAAAUCCUUUUAUGUGUUCUUGUAAUUCUCUUAAAUUUCUGAAAUGGUUACAAAAAAAUCAACAUGUAUUUAAGGGUUUUUCUAAAUACCAAUGUUCAAAUGCUACAAAUUAUGAAACUUUAAUAGAUGCUGUUAUAUCUCUUGACAAAAUUUGUUCUUCAUAUAUUGUUUUGAUUAUUGCAAUUUUGCUUCUGAUUAUUGCAUUUUUGGUUUGUUUCAUAAUAGCUAUAAUAUACAAAAACAGAUGGAAGAUAAAAUACUGGUACUAUAUUGCAAAACGUAAUUAUUUUCAACAUGACUAUCUGCGUUUGGAAGAUAGACAAAACUACAAAUUUGAUGCGUUUCUUUCUUACGCUGAUGAGGAACGUAUUUUCGCUACUGGCGAACUGACGACAAAACUGGAAGAGAAUGAGAAUUUUCGUCUAUGCAUUCAUGAACGGGAUUUUAUUCCCGGCUGCGAUAUCGCUGACAAUAUCAUAAAUGCUAUCCAUAAUAGUCGUAAAGUAAUUUUCAUAGUAACUCCUUUCCUUAAGUCAAAAUGGUGUAUAUAUGAAUUGAAUAUGGCUUAUAUGGAAUAUGUUGUGUCCAGGCAAGGUGUAAAUUGUAUGAUUAUGGUAAUAAAGGAGAAAAUUAAAGAAAGAGACAUUCCUAGAAACAUGUAUGAUAUCAUGAAAGAUGAGAGCUACUUAACAUUUCCGGAUGAUGAGGAAGACGAAGCGGCUUUUUGGGAACGUUUGAUCGAUUCCUUGAGGUAGAUUUGAUCUUGAGAAAGAGUAAAUAUGUGUGUGUGGGGGGGGGGGGGGGAUGAGAAAGAGGGAACACUCAUAGACGUUAUUAAAGUUUUCUUUCCAUGGAUGUUGUAAACAGUGCAUAACAAUUAGUAAAUGUAUUUUAGUUUGUAAUGUGAUUCAGUGUGGCUGUUAUAAACAUUGGUAGCUAAAUGUAGACUUUUACAUUGAUUAACUUUCUGUGUUUUUUUUUUAGAUAACAUAAGAAUAGGGAGAUGUGGUAUGAUUGCCAAUAAGAUAACGUUUGUUUUAAGUUUAGCCAAAAACUCCUGCUAGUUUUUAUUCUAUCGAACAUCAAAUUUAUAGGACACAUGGCACGAAUUUUUAUUUAUUGAAAUUCGUCCUGACUUUGAUUGAUAAAUUAUAAUUUCAUUGUUUAAUUAUUAUGUGAUGGAAUGUUUAUUUUUUCAAAAUCUAACAAUUUGAUAAAAAAAAAGUUGAACACCCUGUCAAAAUGUUUUUUUAAAGAUUUUACUAUUUUGUUAUUGUACACAAUGGCUUAAAUAUUAAUCUCAAGAAACUUAUUGAUGGAUGUUAGAAUUAUAUUUCAAAAUGGAGUUUGGUAUUUUCUAGAAUUAUCACCGUUUGAUUUUGAUAUCAGACCUAUGGUAUUUUUAAUUAAUUCAUCUAAACGUCGUUUUGUUCUAGGGAUAUGAAGAGCCCGACACAUGUUUCAUCUAUCAUCAAAUGUUAGGAAAAGGGCCUCGAUGGCCGAGUGUUCUAAGUAGUCGAACUACUGAACCACUAUCCAGUAAACACGAAGAUGCGAGUUCGAAUCCCGCACGGGGCAGGUGCACUCAACUCCAAUCUUAAUUGACUGGAUUGUCAGUUUUCCUGCCGAAGGUCGGUGGUUCUCUCCGGUCACUCCGGCUUUCUCCACCAAUAAAAACUGACCGCCACGAAAUAGCACAAUAGUGUUGGAAGUGGCGUUAAACACCAAUCAAUCAAUCAAUCGUAUGUUAGGAAAUGACAUCACAAUAUAAUCAAUGUUGAAAUAAUGAUUAUGCUUCAAUAAGUAGUAAACAAUAUUUGAGCAUUGAUAUUAAACAUCUGUACAUGCGUUGUAAUAGUAAUGAAAACGUUUUUGAUUUUCAAAACAAGUUUAAGUCAGGAGCCUUUAGUUCAGUGGGUGUUGUUGCAAUUGGUGCAUGUCUGUCAUAUUUGCUUUCUUAAAUUGUUUUGUUAUAUAUUAUGUCGUUAGUUAGUUGACGGCCAUACGGUAGCCUAUAAUUGUUUACAUCCACUUUAUUUGAACUUUGAUGGAUAGUUGUCUCAUUGGCAAUCAUACCACAUCUCUUUACUUUUAUAUUCAGAUGUAUUGGCGAUAACAAUAUGUCCACUCAUGGAAUUAGAUAGGAUAGAAGCAGAUUAUGAUACUUUGGCUAUGCUUUGAACUUUAUGGUGGACAUUUGAUAAGCUUAGGGUAUAUUUCAUAUAUUAAAAAAAAAAUAACUUCAUGAUAUAUUAUCAUUUCUUGCAUUUUUUAACUGAUAAAUAUUUGUUUAAUUACUAAUAAGACAUAUGUUGUCAUACUGCAUACUAGUUUUAAUUGUUUUUUAUUUUGUAAUUCAAGCUACUAUGUUUUCUUUUUCCUAUAUUUCUUUCUUUAUGUUACAAGAUAUAUAUAGCAGAAAGUUACCUAAUAUUUGUUAUAAAGAUUAUUAACUCAUCAUAGUUACCGGGAUUAAACUUUCUUCGGAAAAUGCCUGUACCAAGUCAAGAAUAUGACAGUUUUUUUUUUUCAUUCGUUCCGUUGGUUGAUAGCGUGUGAUUUUGUCAGUUUUUAUGGACUUCCCCUUUUUUAAUUAACCUUGGAGUUUGGUAUUUUUGUUCGCCAGACGCGCAUUUCAUCUGCAAAAGAUUUAUCAGUAACGCAUGAAUCAAACAAGUUUAAAAGGCACAUUAUGUAAGUAAGAAUAUGUUGUGUUUAUUAUUUUUGAGAGAAACUUAGCAUUUCUAUAAUGCUAACUAGUGUUUAUAUCUACCUGUUUUACUAAUGAUGUUUACCUUUAAACUUAGCAUUUCUAUAAUGCUAACUAGUGCUUAAAUCUACCUUCUUUACUAAUGAUGUUUACCUUUAAACUUAGCAUUUCUAUAAUGCUAACUAGUGCUAACAUCUACCUGUUUUACUAAUGGUGUAUACCUUUAAACUAAGCAUUUCUAUAAUGCUAACUAGUGCUAACAUCUACCUGUUUUACUAAUGAUGUAUACCUUUAAACUUAGCAUUUCUAUAAUGCUAAUAUAACUAGUGCUCAUAUUUACCUGUUUUGCUAUUGUUGUUUACCUACAAUAUUUUUACAAUUUUAGUUCGUGUAAAUGUCAAGUCUGCAUAGUAGUAUGAGUUUCUAUUUCACCAUGUCCAUAAUUAGAUGAGAUUAAAUCAGAUAAUAGGUGUAAAAAGUGUGAUACUUGCGUACCUGAAAUCACCCCAGUUUUUGGUGGGGUUAGUGUUGCUCAGUCUAUAUUUUUUAUGUUGUAUUUUGUGUUCUGUUCUUUGUCUGUUGGUCUUUUUCUGUUCUAGCCAUUGCGUUGUUAGUUUAUUUUCGACUUAUGAGUUUCAUUGUUCUUUUGGUAUCUUUCGCCUCAAUUUUGCAUUACACUGCAAGCGAACUUAAGUCACAAGUAAAUUUACCUCCAUUGAUAUGUUUGAAAUUUUACAUUGAGAAUUUUCAGGAUCGAUUAUGAUUAUUAACCGCUUUAUGAUAAUAAAUUCCUGAAUUAUAAUUAUGCAUUUAUGAGAAUCCACACUCAGUUUAAAUGUCACCAUUUGGAAUAAGACACAUUCUGUAAAUUUACAGAUCAGACGACUAUUUUGAUUUCUAAAGAUCUAUAACCGCGAAUCAUGUCGCUAGUGUGUUGCGACACUGACGAAAUAUUGCAGUCAUCGCGUUUGUCAUAGUUUCUAGUUUGAAGUCGUCUAUAUGUGUAUUCCUAAUCUAAAGUUCUCAGGAAUAUAUGAAAUGCAGGCACUCCCUGAAAUAUUGGUUACUGAGUGAUACGACAUCAUCAAUAUAUAUUCAAUUUGUAUUAAACCUUGUUUUAUAACAAUCAUAUUUAUCAUCAAUAACCAAUUAGUUUGUUAAUCUAUUUAGUUUAUAAUAUUUAUAAUAUUGUAUUGUAUAUUGUUUUGUUAUAACGAUGAUUAUUCUUCUCAAUAAUGGAGUAAUGGGGGCCGUGAUCGUGAUUGGUAUAAAAAAGUAUCUUGUAUCUGAUUUAAAUUAAAUAAAUUUGAAAGUUG
Molecule: messenger RNA, 6056 nt
Organism: Mytilus californianus (California mussel)
Lineage: Eukaryota; Metazoa; Mollusca; Bivalvia; Mytilida; Mytilidae
Product: toll-like receptor 4
Exons: 2
Coding region: 101-2785 (894 amino acids)
Biological process (GO): immune response; toll-like receptor signaling pathway
Cellular component (GO): membrane
Molecular function (GO): protein binding; transmembrane signaling receptor activity
Source: RefSeq, a predicted model, not a curated record